CCCGGCCACGCGGCCUCACCCGCUACGCUAAGCGUCGCGCUACUGCCCGGAUCGCAUUCCUCGCGUAAUCAACAGUACACAGUGAAAGGCGUGGUAAUAGCGGGUGAAAGAGAAGCGGAGUGAAUAUAUUGAACCGAGUUGUGUAAAAUGUUGUGUAUUGAUGGUAGCGUGUUGAAUCCAGAUUAAAAAAUAAGUGCAGUGAGGUGCUUUGUGUUAGUGAUGUAAAUUGGAGCUUACUUUAAACGACACCAUGCUGCCCACAAAUGUGAUGUCCUUUAUGAAGAAGAUGGUGGCGGCAGAUGAAACGACAAACGCGGUUUCAGGGCAAAUAGACAAUCCAGGCGCAUUCGGGAAAUUGCGUCAAACUCUCUCAUCAUCACUUCUCACAGCACAAGACAAAGUAACGAAAUUGGGACCUCGCACUGUUGUAACGGAGACUGUAGAACCGGCGCCGACUCCACCGCCUGCCCAGCCACCUCCCCCACAACCCGCUAAGACUGAACGCGAGGCCGGCAAAGCUCCUUCGCGAGCCGGCGCGUGUCGAGUGUGCCUGAAAGCCUUGAAGCCAGGCGAAGUAUUCCACAUAUGCAAUGGCUGCCAGCACAGGGUGUGUGAGGACUGCUCUUCUUACUCCAAGCCGGCUGGCGAUGAUGAAGCAAGUUCAUGGCGUUGUUCAGUAUGCCGUCGCAAAGCCGGUCCUCGAUUACCGCCCGCAGCACAAGACAGCACGGAUUCUCUUCUAGACGUGCCCGUACUAGAAGCUUUACAGCGGCGACACUCAGAAGCACGGCUCGGUAGUGGUGGUAGUAGCAGUGGGCUUGCACCGCCUCGGUCACCAGAACUGAGGCGACAUUCCGAUGUAUCUCCCGCUUCCCUGAAGGAAUUGGAAAAGUUAAAGGGCGGCGGCAGCAGCACCCCCAUGGUGGAGUCGCGGCGGCCGAGCACGGUAUCGCCGCGGCGCCGCUCCGUGCGCGCGCCCCGCCAGCACUCGUGUGACGAGGAGCAGAAGGCGCACCAGCCGGUGUUGGCCGCGCCGCCGCCUAUGUCGCGCAGAGCAUCAGCAGUAGACGUUGUAGCGGCUGGCUCUCGGCGGGGCUCGUACCGCCCCGACACAGACGUUACCGACACCGCGCCGCAAAUCAGCGGCCUCAGUGUGGAUGAGGAGCGGCCUAUACGGCGACGGGGAAGCCAACUGCCCGAUAUAGCAGCGCUCCAACAACGAACGGGCGCUUUAAGCGCUAUGGCCGCUUUAGCGUCCCGAACGUCCGAACAAAGCGAAGCGGCAGCAGCGUCCGCAAGCGCUGCAGCCGCUGCAGCAGCCGCUCGACAAAUGUCAGUGGAUGCGGAGGCGAUAAAGAUUGUAAUACAUGAUGUUGAUGACCGUACGCCACGGAGAGUCACUUUGCGACGGGAUCCUAAUGAUAAGGGACAUAGAUCCCGAGGUUUCGGCAUGCGAGUGGUUGGCGGCAAGCCGGACGCUAGCGGGCGACGAGAGGCCGUCAUCGUGUGGACCGUGCCCGGCGGACCCGCUGACUUGGCGGGACUGCAGCAGGGGGAUAAGGUCCUCGAAUGGUGCGGGGUAUCGCUAACUGAGCGCAGUUUCGAGGAAGUAUGCGCGGUGCUAGAGCGCGGGGGGGACACGGUCGAGCUGCUCGUGGAGCCCGCGCACCAGAUGGACGAGCCCGCACCGGCCGCGCUGCAACCGCACCAUCAUGCGUUAUAUGAGCCCGAAACGGACAAAUCGCCGUCGUCGCCGACCCGACGGAAAUUGCCGAAAACCCCGGAACAGGAGCGAGCGGAACGUGCCAGAGAGCGUCCGCCAGCGCGAGCCCAGUUGCAAGUGUGGUUCGAGUGCGAUCUCCGCAAGUUGAUCGUGCUGCUCAUAGCCGCGGACGAUCUGCCGCCUCGCGACCACACGCUCGGAUACGGGGAUGAGCCAGAAGCGUUCGCGAGGAUACGGCUUUUACCGUCGCUGGAAACCUGUCCGCCCGUAGAGACGGACCCAGCAUCCGCAUCUUGCAGUCCAGUGUGGAAUGCUACGCUGAGCUUUGGCGGGCUGACGGCAGACUUGUUGGCAGGAAGAGCUCUGGAACUGACGCUGUGGGAUGCAUGCCCGGGGAUAGACCCCGUACUCAUUGGGGAGUGCACUAUGGACCUAGAGAAAGCGUUCGCGGAAGAGCGCGCAGUGUGGUGGACGCUAGAAGAGCGCGGAACUCGCUCCGCCAACGCUUCGCCACGCUCGUCUCUAUCGGGCGCGCGUGCUUUGCGGCGCGGGGACUUUGCGUCACAGCGAUCUGUGUCUGAUGACGUUGAUUCGAUCGGCGAAUGUGCGUCACUCCUGCACCCAGACCACGCCUGGGUGGCCGGAUCCCGUCGCGGUUCCUCUCAAUCCGAAACCCUGGAGGUGGAGGUUUACCAACUGGGCAAGGAUUUCUCCCGCUCCCUGCCUGGAUCUCGCAGAUCCUCCUUCCAACAACAGGAUAAAGAUGGCGCGGGCGAGGUGAGCCCGGUGUGCGUGUCGCGGCAGCGGCGCCGCUCGUCGUGCGUGCGCCGCGACCCCGACGACAUCCUGCGCUCGCUGCGCGCCGUCAAGGGUGAGCUCGGUCGCACGCUAUCGCUCUCUGGCUCCACCGCACGACGUACGGCGACGGGGCGCAAGGGCAGCAUGUGGGCGGCCGUGCCCGCGGCGGCCGCGUGCGACGCGCUGGACGCGGACGGCAGCGUGCCGCUCGGCCCGGGCCAGCUGCCGCCGCGCAACGCCGCCCUGCCGCCCCUGCACGCUGAGAUCAACAUCAGCAUCAUCAUGAUCAAGGGACAGUUGGAGCUAGAGGUUUCCCACGCCCGUCGCGUGUACGGCGUGAACGGCGAGGUGCCCGACUCGUACGUGAAGUGUUACCUGCGCGACGGCGACAAGUGGCUCCACAAGCGCAAGACGCGCGUCGUGCGUCGCACAACAGAGCCGCACUUCAAGCAGACGCUCAAGUAUCAGGCGAGCGAGUCGCUCGGGCGCAUCCUAGUGGUGAUGCUGUGGCAGCGCUGCGGCGGGUUCGAGCACAACCUGGCGCUGGGCGGCGCCGAGAUCUGCCUCGACAAGCUCACGCUGCCGCAGCGCACGUACGGCUGGUACCCGCUGUUCCCCGCCACCUCGCUCGCGUGCGACUCGCCCGACUGAUCCCGCGAGCCGUCGCCCGAGCGCGCCGACGACUAGCCGACGACUGGCCGC
Molecule: messenger RNA, 3223 nt
Organism: Colias croceus (clouded yellow)
Lineage: Eukaryota; Metazoa; Arthropoda; Insecta; Lepidoptera; Pieridae
Gene: Fife
Product: regulating synaptic membrane exocytosis protein 2
Exons: 21
Coding region: 251-3172 (973 amino acids)
Biological process (GO): positive regulation of synaptic transmission; regulation of membrane potential; regulation of synaptic plasticity
Cellular component (GO): presynaptic membrane; cytoskeleton of presynaptic active zone
Molecular function (GO): transmembrane transporter binding; small GTPase binding
Source: RefSeq, a predicted model, not a curated record